AUGUUCGUGUUGAUUAUGACAGCUUGUGCUGCGGCCCUUUUCCAGGUUGGUUUUGGUCAAUUCACGUCAGAUUUGAGACAAUAUUUACGGAGAUUUUUUUUGCAAAAUAACUUGAAAAAACAGGUUCAGAUUGCAGUGUGAGGAUUAUUGUCUCAAGCUAGUGGUGAAUUAGUUUUAAUUAUCUAUUUUUGGUUUCUCUUUUACCCCGAAUAUUCGCAUCAUGAGGAGAAAAAGUUAUUUUUUGAAACUUAGUUUUGUUUAUGAAAGUUUUGAAUCGCAAUGUUUUUUUCUCGCUUUAUUCCUUAUUAUUUAUCAUUUUUCUAAGCAUCUUAAAAGUGUGAACGCCCAAAUGAACCGUGAAACUUUGGUUUGAAGUUUUUUUAAUAUUUGAUUUUGCACUCUCAGCUCUGAACUUCUUUUUUGGAACUCGCAUUCAAAAUUUUUCAAAUCAGUGCACUUUAAAUUUACUUGCUUCAAGCUUCACUUACCAACCCCAUCGCUGCCUUUUUUCCUUUGCAUGAUAAUUUCGAAUUCACUUUCUAUUAUCCAAUCUUCUUCAUAUUAAAAACUUGCGCUCGUUUGUUAUAUACGCGUGUCAGCGCAUCAAAAAGUUGAACUUCAUAAAAGUUUUAUGUGUAAAAUGGAGUGAAAUGGCAAAUCAAGGAGAAACUUUUUACAGGGUGCCGUGGCCAUCCACCGUGAAAUGUCUCCCACCGAACUCCGUCAUUUUUUCGGUACGAGCGACAAAGGAAAAGGUUAGUUGCGAGGAAUCCCUUAAAGAAUCUUCCCGUUCGUACGCACACUGUUCUUUUUGCAAGUCGUUAAGCUUCCUUGAAUAGAACGGCGAACAUCCAUGAGAAUGAGGCAUAUCGAGAAUGUCUCUGAAAAACAGAUGACCAAAGAAGCUCACAACAAAAAAAGCUUGUCACAGUUUAUUUUAAAGUAUUAAUGGGCUCUUUUAAAUGAUCUUAAACUUAAUUGAAAAUAGUUUGAUUCGAUCCGCCUGAUCUCAAUGAUUGUAAGUAGUCGUGACCACUACGAGAGUUUUAAAUUUCAUCAAGUUCUCAGUUAAAGAUAGAUGACCUUGCGGGCGUUUCUAAAACAGUUUCAUAAGAAAGUUUCUUGAUCACUUAAGUUUUUUUAAGUUUUCGUUUCAUCGCUUGUUACUGCGUGAUUUUUUUCCCCGUCAAAGCUGACCAGCGACAUAAUUUGUCAUCUAUUAACUUUACAACAGAUUUCUCUCUUAGAAGGUGUUGAUCCGAUAGUGUAAGUGCCAUUUCGUCAUCCUCCUCAACGGGUUGCAACAAGGGUAGCAUAAUCGAUUUUUCGAAGUUUUUCAGCUUUUGCUUUCAUUCAUAUCGAAACAUUUUUUUCAGUUCCGGAAUAUUUCUUGGAUAAGCCGGUGAGGACAGACGCCGAUGAUGGAACAUUCUACUACAAUGUUACUUUUUCCGAUCGCUCUGUACAGUAUUUUUUGAGAAGGCGGCAUGAUUUGUUUGCAAAAGGUUUUGAGCAGGCUUUUAUCAUCAUAUGUAUCGUAUUUUCUCAACUCAAAAUACCAUAAAAUCACAUAUAAUCGGUCAUAAUCCUGUUUUGUGCAGACUUAAAAAAACGAAAUCCCCAUUUUUUUUAUACAGUUUUCAUAUCUCCGGUUAGAAAGUUCAUAUCUUAAAAAUGUAAUUUUUGAACCGAUCGGAACCAUGAAAAAUAUUCAUUCAGACUUUUUUCAGAUAUCUAAAGAAAAUUCCUUGACACUUAAAUAAAGUACCUUUUUUGCAACAGCUCCACGUGAGAGUUUUUAAAUAAAACAAGUAUAGUAAAGUAGGAACUGGCAACAUGAACUUUUUGAUUUUCAGAGUUCCAUGUUGUUCUUCGCGAUGAGUCUCCAUCAAUAAGUUUGCAUCUGCCAGUUGCCGAUUGCGUUUACGAAGGAGAAUCAGUUAGUCACGAUGGAAUGAGGAUCGCCUUAGCUGGAUGUGGCAACAACCUGGUUGAUCGUUUCGAACGGAUGAAUUUAUGUUUUGGGUUCAGCAUGGCAUGGUGAUAACACCUGAAGGGGAAUAUCAUUUAAUCCAGCCUCAUGCUCGUUCAGGACAUCACGUCAUACACAAAAGGAGUUUAGACGAAAUGGAGCAUUCUUGUUUAUUCGGUAUAUUUUGAUAUUAUAAGCAUCAUAACUUUAUCGCCAUCCUGACUUUCUCAAACCCCCACCUUAAGUAUAAAAGUUUGUUUGAAGCUCCCAGUGAAACUACUUUCCUUCAAAUUUAGAAACUCGUUCCUUACCACCUGAUAAAUCUAUUUCAAGAACCGGAAAAUGAUCCGUACCCCGAGGACAGAGCUGAAAGCGCAAUGAAAAGCACUCUGAUGCGGCUCGUCAAAGACAUCCGACGUUCGGACUACAGGUUUUUCAUUCGAAAAACACAUUUUUGGUUAUCAUUGUCACGAUAACUUUAUAGAAAAGACAUUUUGACAGUUGAAUUGGCCGUUUUCACUGACGAUGCAAUGUGGCAACAUUUUCGAAGAAUGUAUGGCACCGAGGCGGAAGAAAACAUGCAUACUUUCAUCAUGGCAGUCGUUAACAAUGUACAAGGAUCCAAAAUAUGAAAAACAUAAUAGUUUUACAGAUUGAUAUUUUGUAUACCCAGAAGACGAUACAGCCACGAAUUAACAUCAAAAAUAGUUCGUUACGAAAUUUUUAAAAAGCGAUCCCGGUAGGAAAAAUUUUUAAUUUAAUAGUUAAUCUGAUGAUUUGAGAGCGCAAUGUCGGCUAGACAACAUCUUUCUGGCAACGUCGAUAAGCUGUUGGACGCUUUUUGCCAGUAUCAACACGACAUCAAUCCUCCGCACGAGUCUGAUCCGAGACAUUGGGACCAUGCCCUCUUAUUUUCAGGGUAACAGAUUUUGUUCGUUGCCCUUUUCAGAAGUAUAUCAAAAGUAUUUUCUAACUGGAAAACUGGUGGUGAGCGAACACUUUUUAUAAAGAAGAGUCGUUUAACCCGGAACUUCAAGAAACCUAAGUUUGCCCAACCAUCUAUUAUAAGAAUAUGAAUGAUUUUGUGCUAAAUUUAGAGCCGAUCUCACUUGUUGAGGGAGUUAAUUAGGCAUCGACCAUUUGAAAAAAAUUCUGCAGUUCUGGUCUUCGCUGUCAGAAUGCUUCCUAUUUUUACUUUUUUUGCAGAAUCCUGAUGUCUUUUCUCAGUUUCAUUCUGAAAAUAUUAUUAAGAUAUGACUUAUACCGAGAUGGAAUGAGAACCGUAGCUGGCUAUGCUCCAGUGAAAGGAAUGUGCAGCGGUGUUCGUUCUUGCACCAUAAAUGAGGGGCUCGAUUUCGGCAGCGUUUUUGUUGUAACGCAUGAAAUGGGCCACAGGUUGAUUUUAUGGUUUAAUUCUCACCAAUUACGAGCUUCAGCUUGGGUAUGUAUCACGACGGGGACAAUGAUUGUGAUUUGCGAUGCUGUAUAAUGAGCCCAUCGGUUGGGACAGGCAAAACUCACUGGAGCCAUUGCUCUGUCAGCGAAAUGUCCACUUUCGUUGGAGUACGUUUUCUCUUCGGAAAAUUUUUAAAACUUCAUUCAUUCUCAGCACUUGGGUGACGACUUCCGCGCGCCAAAUUGUCUUCGAGACUCACCCACCUCUGAGCAGCCAGCGAUGAUGUUCAAGGUUAUCCAGAAUUUCGGGAUUCUUUUUCUGAAUAUUUUUAUUUCAGGAUAAAGAAAAUCCAGGGCAACUGUUCACGCUAGACGAGCAGUGCGAGAUAUUUCAUGGAGAAUGUUGGAAGCAUGAGCUCAAAGAUGGUCAAAAGCUCCAGGUAUCCUAAAAAAAAGUGUACAGAACAGUCAAUAAGGGGACGUCUCAUAAUGGAUCUCACGGGAGUUGUUUUCAUAGGAACUCAUAAGAUAUUGCACGGAAAGUCUUCGAGGUCUUGAUAUAUCCUCCGUUAUCAACAAAAAAUCCAAAUCUGCGAAUGUGGUUCCUUAGAGCUGUUUCUGGGUCAGGCUUUAUCCUUUUUGAAAGUUCCCCCAAUCAUCAACAUUAAUAGAGCUGCAUCUGCGUCUAAAAAGUUUAUUUCUCGAUUUCAUGCAAGGCACUUUUUCCAGAACGUUUGCUCGAUGGUUUGGUGUGGAAAUGGAGAAGGAAUAAUCAGGACGGCUCAUCCAGCACUCGAGGGAACUUAUUGUGGUUUUGGAAUGGUUGGUGUAAAACGAAAAUCUGACAAAAAAUGUUGAGUUGAGGUUUGUCAUCAAGGACAAUGUGUAGGAACAAACAAGUACAUGAGAGUAGCGUCAGGAGGUUGGUCUGCUUGGAACGACAGGCCUUCGUCAAGUUGUGGUGGAACCUGCACACCCUGUGAAAUCCGUGGCCAAAUCCGAGUGAUUCGCAGUAUCAGACAGUGCAACAAUCCAAGGUUUGUCGAAAAUUACGAGAAUUGGUGGAUAUGAUUUGCUGAUUCGACUGAAAACUCAAAUAAAAGCUAAAUGUCUCCUUGUGACUAAAAUAGCUCGAUUACAAUUUUCUUUUGCGUUGGGGCAGAAAGCUUCUUCAGAAAAUCUUCCUCACUGUUUCACUGACCUCUUUCCAUUGAAAAAUAUUUCGAGGCUAUCCGAGUGUAAAUUACCAGAAGAGAUAAAUAUUUUGCAGCCCAAACAACGGCGGCGCGCCAUGCUACGGAGAUGAAGCAAGGGGGAUCCGCUGCGGGAAAGAGGUUUGUGUUUAUAAUCGAAAAAGAAACGGAAAAAUUGAGUCGUUUCACUGGUAAUUCCCUAAAUUGAAAUGUUUGAAGUGUUCGAAAUCUCACAAACUCCCAAGAAAAUUUCGCUCGAAGUAUCAAGUAAUGUUACCUUUUUCAUUACUGCAAUUUUGACUCUGUGAAUUACUAUAGUAAUGCAGGGAAAACCAAUUCUGAAAUGAUUUUGUUCUCAAAACUAUAAUAGGUGUGCAAUGGAGACUCCAUCGAAAACUUUGCAACUCGUACCUGUUCAAAACUUCGCGAUGAAAAUGCGAUUCCCAACACGCAACUGUCCGGUCAAGGAAUUCAGUUUGAACAGGCGCUGUGUAAAAUUUGGUGAGAGACCUCAGUUUCACAAUUCUUCUACUCGUCUUUUUUCAAUUCCAGGUGUCUGAUCGCAGGUUCAAAUAACAUUCGAACGGUUUCCAACUUCCCUGACGGCACGCCUUGCGGUGGAAACAGAUACUGCAUCAAAGGAGAGUGCAGAGUAAGGAAAUAAGCAGUUUUCCUGUUUUGAUUUAUAUGAGAUUUUUAAAUAUUGAAAAAGUAUGGUUCCUGAUAGAAACUUAAGAAACUUAAAAUUUUAAUGAUUACCGGACUGAAUGAUUUCACAGUGCGUUCCGGCCAAAACGAUCACGUUUCCGAAACAGCCGAAAAAAAGCAAUUUUAGAAACAGCUGUUUUUCUGCUCGUUCGCUUUAAAAAACUGCAAAAGAGCAAAAACAGAGGUUUUGAGGCGAAGAUGGUCAAAUUUGAUCUAAUUUGGUAUACGGUCUUUUUGCCGGAAAGUUAAACGUGACAAGUUGGCGUGGAAUAGACUAUACAUGCAUUCACCGCUGGUUUGAGGCAAAAUUUGAUGAGAGACUUUACAUGAUUAUAUGAAUAAGAGCGAAAAAUAAAAAUUUAUGAGUAUUUUUAGCACCAAAAACCAAGUUAUUGCUUUUUGUUACUAUUUGUCAUCCUUUUGCAGCCAUUGCUGUGCUCUGGAACAACUAUUACGAGUUAUGAGUCACAGUGUGCUCAGAGCACCAAGAUGCUACCAACUCCAGCUCAACCAAAGAAGACGAACUCUUACAAGGAACAAAAGAAAAGUUAGUCAAAAAUUGUGUUCUCAAGAGCGGCUGUUUUCAGUACCUUUCCUGAACGAAUGGUCAGGCUGGUCAGCAUGGUCGGAUUGCAUCAGUUACGACUGUCGUGAGUGAAAGUUUGGAAAUGGUUUGACCAAAACCCCCUUAGGCACUGCUGGACUGAAAGUCCGAGUUCGAAGAUGUCUAGCUGGAACUUGCAUAGGAAGUUCGAAGGAAAGAAUGCCUUGUUACCGACCUUGCACAGGUUCCUUAUUUUAUUUUUCAAGACCGGCUCAAAAAAGCUUUAUUCAGAUCCAGGAAAUUUUAUUUGUAGUAGAAAGUUAGAAACUUCUUUUUCUGCCUGAAAUUACCUUGUUAGUUGAAAAAAUUGGCUUUUGAGGUGAUUAUUUUAAAAAUUUGGAGGGAAAUAUGACAAUUUUUAAAGCCAAAACUUUGAUGCGUAGCCACAUGCUUUCAGAGAACUGUUCUAGACUUUCAUUAAUGCCCUAUUUCUGUUGAACAAAAACUCUAAACUUUCGUUUUUUGUUUUUGAAAGCAAAUGUGUUUCAAUGUCUAUAAAUUUAGAAACAGAAACAGCGACGACGACGAUAGCCCCACAACAAUCUUUCGGAAACCGAUUCAUUGCUCCUUUCCCUAACGGUGGGUCUUGAAAGUUUUUUCGAUCGUAAUAAUUGAGUUUCAGGAGGAGGUCGACCGGUAACGGUGAAGAAAGUACCAGGACCAAUGAAAACGCAAGUUAAGAAAAGCUGAGACAAAAAAUGAGUCAUUUCAGAGGCGAUUGGGGAUUAUGGUCUGGCUGUAGUACGAGCUGUGGGCCAGGACAAAAAAUAAGAAGGAGAAACAAUUGCGUGAGAGGUUGAACUCGAUACGAAAACAUCCGUGAUCUUCUCAGUUACAGAUUGCACCGAAGUAGCUGUUUGUAGUGUGGCUGAAUGCAGCGAAGGAUGGACGGAAUGGAGCGACUUCUCGCAGUGCAGCAAAUCUUGUGGUGGAGGGCUUCAGACACGCAAAAGAGCCUGUUACGUCUCUUUCUGCAGAGGAAAGGACAGUGAGGUCAAGAGGUGUAUGGAACAGGUUGGUCUUUUGGAACACUGUAUGUUUGUUACAGUAUGAACCGGAUGGUACUAACUUGCAGUGGAACGUCUGGGUGAUAUUUAGAUCAUUAAUUUUAACUGAGAUGUGAAAAGUUCAACUUUUCCAGUUUUUGGACACAUUGGGAAAAGUGGAUUUCUUAGAAAAGGGUUGAAAAAGAGGACUAUAGUAUCUAGCUAAACAUGACUCUGAUUAGAGAAUUUUUCUGAGCUUUUCUUUGAAAACUUUCACGCAGUAACUUCUUUGAGAUAAGUAUGAAGCAUAUCAGCCUUGGUUAUAGUCUUUUUCCGGAAUCCUCACUAUGAGUUCAUAAAAUGCCGCGAUAAUUCAUAAAGACUUUUUCAAACUUCAGGACUGCGCUCAUAGAACUCACUUUGAAAGAAACGGCUCGUGGACCGCUUGGUCAGCUUGGUCCAGUUGUACGACAAGAUGUGGUUAUGGCAGUCGAACAAGAAGACGAAGAUGCUAUCAAGGUGUUUGCAAAGGUAGUUCUUUCCAAGUUCAAUCCAUUCCUGUUUUCGAUUUAGGAACCGAAGAAGAACGAGAGUCUUGCCGUGGCACCGAGUGCAAAACUUAA
Caenorhabditis auriculariae is the source of this 7481-nucleotide messenger RNA. The record is from the annotation of a GenBank genome assembly. Lineage: Eukaryota; Metazoa; Nematoda; Chromadorea; Rhabditida; Rhabditidae.